CAAAGGUUUUUUGUUGAUUUUGUUUUAAAAAUAAUGAUUUAAUAAAAUAUAUUCAUUGGGAACGAGGUCAUCGUAAAUCUGUCAACGUGGCUCUUCAGCGCCACCGCACGUGGAUCGCAACGCUAGUGUUAUAUUUUGUGUUUUAUGUAAAAAAUAGUAAAAAUGACGAAGUUGUACAUUUUGUACGAACACGCCGCGGGCUAUGGCAUCUUCAAAGUCGAGGAGUUCGAGGAAAUCGCCAUGUUGCUGCCCCAACUCGAAUCCGCCGUGCAUGAUUUGGCUCGUUUCAACAGCAUUGUGAAACUGGUCGGUUUUUCGCCCUUCAAAAAUGCCAUCACGGCUUUGGAGAACAUAAACGCCAUUUCAGAGGGCAUCGUUACCGAAGUUUUGCAAAACUUCGUCGAUAUUUCCAUUCCCAAGGGCAGCAAACGGGACAAAAUUACCCUUGGUGUGAGCGAUGCCAAGCUCUCGGCUGCCAUCACUGAAGCUCUGGGAAUCACCUGCAGCCAUAUUGGGGCUGUUCCUGAAGUUAUCAGAGGUAUUAGGCAUCACCACCACAACCUUAUCAAAGGUUUCACCGACAAAUCUUCGGGAGUAGCUCAACUAGGUCUCGGUCACUCUUACUCCAGAGCUAAGAUAAAGUUCAAUGUACACAGAGUGGAUAACAUGAUUAUCCAGUCGAUAGCGUUGCUAGAUCAAUUAGACAAAGAUGUUAACACGUUUUCUAUGCGGAUAAGAGAGUGGUACUCGUACCACUUCCCAGAGUUGGUCAAAAUCGUGCCUGAAAAUUAUACUUUCGCGAGAUUGGCCAAGUUUAUUAAAAACCGUAAGGAUUUAAGCGAUGAUUCGCUUGAGGGUUUGGAGGAGAUUACCAUGGAUUCUGGUAAGGCGCAGGCCAUUUUGGAUGCUUCUAGAUCCAGUAUGGGGAUGGAUAUUAGUAUUGUGGACCUUUUGAAUAUAGAGAUGUUCGCUACGCGCGUUAUUUCGUUGGCGGACUACCGCAAACAGCUAGCGGAGUACUUGAAGAGCAAAAUGACUGACGUGGCGCCCAAUUUGCAAACCUUGAUAGGAGAUCAAGUGGGCGCCCGUCUCAUUGCCCACGCUGGUUCGCUGACGAAUUUGGCGAAAUACCCUGCCUCGACCAUACAGAUUUUGGGUGCCGAAAAGGCUUUGUUCAGAGCGUUGAAGACCAAAGGCAACACGCCGAAGUACGGUCUUCUUUUUCACUCCACCUUCAUCGGGCGAGCAGGUACAAAAAACAAGGGGCGCAUAUCUAGAUACCUGGCUAAUAAGUGCUCCAUAGCGUCGAGAAUCGACUGCUUCUCCGAAACCCCUUCACAAGUCUUCGGGGAAAAACUCCGUCAACAGGUGGAAGACAGAUUAAAGUUCUACGAAACCGGCGACAUUCCCAAAAAGAACAUAGAGGUGAUGAAGGAGGCCAUGGAAGAGCUCGAGCAGCAGGUUAAAUCCGAGAAGAAGAAGAAAAAGAAGAGGAAAGCUGAAGAUCUGGACGAAACUAGCGAGCUAAACGCCACCAACGGCGAAGCGAAUGGCGAGCCGCCGAAAAAGAAGAAGAAGAAGAAGUCGAUAUCGCUAAAUGAAACUAUCGAAGCUGAAGUUUCCAUGGACACUACCGAAAAUGGCGACGGCUCUGCGAAGAAGAAGAAAAAAAAGAAGAAAAACAAGGAACAAGCUGAGUAAUUUGGUAUAAAUUUUAUUUUACCAAGAUGUUUUCAAAAAUAUAUAAGUUUAGAUUAAUAUAAUAUAGUAAUAAAUUUGUUUAUUGUUUAACUUUUAUUAGAAAUUUGUAUUUGUCUCAAAACUAUGACUUGGUGAAUUUUAUUUUUUUUAAUGUUAGAUACUUUAUAUAAGACGCUACUUUCUAUGUUUUUGAAUAUAUAUUUUAUUCAAUAUAGGUUUAAAGACAAUUUAGUUUUUUAUUUUAG
This is a messenger RNA of Brassicogethes aeneus, 1946 nucleotides long. The record is from the annotation of a GenBank genome assembly. NCBI's taxonomy places the organism in Eukaryota, Metazoa, Arthropoda, Insecta, Coleoptera, Nitidulidae.